CCUUCCACGAACGACUUGUUGCUCUCUCUGGCGACAACAAACCAAGAUCUACGGCGUCACUGAUGUUGGCAGCAUAAUUUCACUUCUCUCCUGUGCUGUGGGAUAGCUGCCAACACACCAGGACAAGGGAACAACCUAGAAAGAGCAGUCGAGCAAUGGCGGAAUGGACAGAAAGAGCGGUAAAGGCCGUGCUAUGGGCUGGGCUGGCAGGGAUGGUGGCUUCUCUGUCCUUGGAAAGACCUCUCGUCCCCAAGGGAAAUGGAGGUAAAUUCUGGCAAAUCACAGACAUACACUGGGAUCAACAGUACAGUGAAAGUGGAGAUCCAGCCAAGAUGUGCCAUGACGACUACCUAGUCUCAGAUUAUCAUAAUGGAGCAUAUGGAAAUUACUUGUGUGAUUCACCUUGGAAACUAGUCAAAAGUUCCUUACAGGCAAUGACACGGAUCCAUCCAAUGCCUGAGUUUGUACUGUGGACUGGAGAUAAUGUGCCCCAUACAAAUGAUCCAGAACCCGAUUUUUCUGUUAUAUUCCGUACCAUCAGCAACAUCACUAACGAGCUCAGGACAGCUUUUCCAGAGAGCAUACCUAUCCUCCCAGUACUAGGGAACCAUGAUGCUUUUCCAAAGGAUGACUAUCCAGUAGCAGGUGAGAGCUUCUAUGGACAGUACUUAACCAGGGGGGGCUGGGCUGCAGUGUUACCACAGGAUGCACAGGAAGACUUCAAGAAAGGUGGCUACUAUGAAUAUAUAUUACCAUCAGGUGUAACUGUUCUGGUAGUGAAUACAAAUCUGUAUUAUGCAAAUAACCAAAUGGGCAUAAAUGCAAGUGAUCCAUGUGGCCAGUUUGCAUGGUUGCAAGAGAAACUGGAAGCAGCACAGGACAGGUCUUCAAAAGUGAUCAUAGCUGCUCAUGCUCCCCCAGGUUAUUUUGAGAGGUUUGCUUUAAUACCUUUCUUCAACGCCACUUACAACUCAGCCUAUGCCAACCUUCUAAACAAGCAUGGUAAAGUGAUCAUGGCACAGAUCUAUGGGCAUGAACAUACUGACAGCUUCAGGAUAUUUGCUUCAGAAAGUGGUGAGCUCCAGAGUGUAGCAUUCCUUGCCCCUUCAGUAACUCCUUGGUACCCUGCUCCAGUCCCUGGUGGUACAGCAAUCAACCCUUCCCUUCGUCUCUACACACAUGAUACUUCAGAUAUCCUGGACUACACUCAGUACCACUUGAACUUGGGUGAUUUAGACAUUCCAAUGGAAGAGAAUGGUAGUACACUUACUUCAAAGAUGCCAGAAUGGUCAGUUUUUUACCAGGCUAGGGCUUCUUAUGGGUUAGAGAAGCUUGAUGUAACAAAUAUGGCUAGCCUGUACAAAGAGCUCUCCACCAAUGAUAGCCUGUUUCAACAGUAUUAUCUGAGAAAUUCUGCAGGAUACAACAAUGGUGUCUGUGAUAUUGAUUGCAAACGUAAUCACUUGUGUGCAAUAGGCCACAUAAAAGUUGAAGAUUUAAACAAGUGUAUGGGCUUCAAUGACACCACCACCAUUACUGAUACAAUUCAAUCUACAACUCCACUUUACCCAGAGCCAGUCCAAAGUUUCAUCCUUGAAGAUGGAUCACCAGUCAGUGCAGACAACUUUGACGAAAAUUCAGAUGGCACCUCACACCUGGUGAUCAUUAUGGUGGCUCUUGGGAUGACUCUCAUGGUUGUCCUUGCAGUUACUUUAGCAGCCAUGUUAGUGAUCAUAACACUACAGAGGAAGAGUGUCUUAAGGAGAGAAGGAUCUGUCCCAGUAUCUGAACUCAGUUGGGGACUGCGGCAACAAGGGUACAAGCCAUUUUAGAACUAUAAGGCAGAAUUUUCAAGAUAGAUUUAUACUUGUGAUAGAUAAUGUGAUAAGAUAAAUAACUAAAGAAGCAAGGAGUUUUCUGCAAUGAUACCCUGUUUCAACAAUAGUUUAGGUUGUGAAGUCAGUAGCAAUGUAGGUUCUUUUUUUUUAGAUUUAUGUUUUUUCAAUGUCUUAGGUUCAUCCAGUUUAGUAUGCUAUUUAUUGAAGGGAAGGUUGUAUAUUAUUUUCAUUUAAUUUUCUAAUUCAUUACUUGGAAACCAAAAGUUUAUUUGGUCAAAUGUUACUGAAUUACAUCACGUGGUUGUUAGAGACACAAUGCCAAUCAUGCGCAUUCUUGUAAGAGGGGUAGACAUGAAGAGAUCUGGAAUAAGGCUGCUUAAUAGCAUUUCUAUAUCUAAGUUCCUUCUUUAGCAAGGAUAUUCUCAUUAUUUAUUAUCAGCCAACAAAUUAACAUUCUGAUGGCAUUUGGCAAGACUGCCAAAGUUAGAUUAUAUACCAAUCUGUUGAUUUAUUAUGGGUAUUGGGGUAAGAGAAGCCAAUGCAUUUUCAGAACUACAUCACUCAUUAAUAGUAAUGUGGGAGUUUUUUUUUAUUAGGUUUGCAUACAGUAAUUAGUUACUCCCAAGAAAACUGUCACAGCUGCAUACAAACCAGAUCAGUUCUGUCAGUGUUGUGAUGUAGAAGUGAUUUUGAGGCAUUGUUAUUUUUGCAGUUAUUGAUUAUAUGUUUAUAUAUUGUAUAUUCCUCUUUGACUGGAUUUUUUCCCUUGGUUCUGCUCAGUCUUGUUCCAGAAGAGUUUAAUGAGUAUCUAUUUACAGGAUCCAAGUUUGCAAAUUUCUCACUGUAAUUUGUAACAGAUAUAUAUAUUAAUUUUUGAACAAAUACCAGACUUCCUAGGUUGAUAAAGGUUUUUAGAUAAUUCACAUUAUUUUGAUGGAAACUGAGGAAUAAGUUUAAUAGUGAAGUCAGAAAUAUUGGGCACUAAAUUAUGCUCAGUUAAAAGGAAACAUAUUCAGAUAUGUUAAAAAAUGGCAAAUCAAUUUUUGGGAGAUGUUUAUGUAAUGCUAUACAUUUUUAUUAUUUCUUAAAAAAGUGAGAUGAAAAAAAACGUUAAAUGAAACAAAGAUUAUAGAUUUAUAUAUUCACAGGAUGGAGAAAAAACUUUUUUUGUGUGUAUUAUAACUAAUUACUUCAGCUCACUUUGUUCUAAUUUCAGUGUCUAAUAUUGAUAAUUUUCCAUUUUCUUCAGAUAACUGUUGCUAUCAAGUUUGAAUACAUACAAUAGAGAAUUACAGUUGCUGUGUUCCAUCCUUUAGGGGUCAGUGCAAAACAUUGCAAUAGCAGCAAAGGAAAUAUUUACUAGAUUCUCAUCAUGAGAAUAGUAUUAUUUGAAUGUGAUAUCCUGUUAUUUUCCAGGAAGUAAAGGAGGAUAGCAUAAGUAUAAUCUAAUAACAGAAGAUUGUUGAAUUUUAUGUGAACUUAUUCAGUAAAACAUUAUUAUUAUCAAAUAACAAAAUGAAUGUAAUCAAUGUUCAGUACUAAGGGAAAAGCAGUGGUGCUUAAAUGUUUCAUGUGAAUUUUCUUUAUCAGUUAAGAGUACACUUCUGAGUGUUCUCUUUGUUCACUGUGCUAAUCAGUAACAGAAUAUUUGUAAUCUCAAUGUAUAGGUGUUAUUCUCAUCACAGAAGACCAUUAUAACAUAAACCUAUAUUUAUGGUAUCACCACAAUUUUUAGGUGAAAGUAUUUAAUGAUACCUUAGGGAGUUAUAUUCUCAGUGAAAAUGAUGAAAAAGAAAAAAAGGUUGUUAAGCAUAUUAUUACAGCUACACUACUGACUCAUGUAUCAUUGUAGAGUAUUUUUCAGGGUGCUAGCUGAUUAAUGUGUUAUGUCCAUUUCAUUAAGGAAACAGUAGAUAAUGGUUUUAUGUGAUUUAUGAGUACAUUACAUGGAAUACAGGUUUUGGAUCACCUCAAUCAAAGCACAAUAAAAGGAAAAAACUCCUUUGUCCCAGCACUAUUGAUGUUAGAGUUUUAGUUAUAUUGAGCAUUGAUAUGCAAAACACUUUCAUGGGCUACUGUGCAAAUAGAACAAUUAUUCUUGGCUUCUUUCAGCUUAACAGUACAGCACCACUGACCUACCACCCUCCUUCAUAAAUGUUUCAGUGUAUGAUGCAUAGAUUUUUUUCAAGGAUGUAUUUUAGCAGAACAGUUUAUUUCUUUAGUGCCAUUUAUUUUCUAACUGUUAUUAUGUCAUAUAGUAUUUAUCUCCUUAUUUAUUUAUUUAAUUUUAUGGACAAUAUACCAUUCUAAUGAAGAUUUUUAUUGGAAAUUAACUUGAGGAAUGCAAAUGCAGGGUUCUUAAGUCUUGAGGAGUUCACAUUCACUAAGUGAUGGUUAAGUUUACUGUCAUGGCUUUUUAUAGCAUGACUCAGUUUUGCAUUUAUCCACUUGAAUUUAUUAGCAAAUUUAAUUUCAUAAUAUCACCUAUUUUGUUGCAUACUAAAUUACUUGAUUCCAAUAUUAUAUCUAAUGAUGAGUUUCACGUUUCUGCCAGCUGCAGGAAGGAUCAAUUAUUCCUUUGCCAAGCCAACAUUGAAAGUCACUAGCAGCCUGCAAAAGAGAACUUUUCUUACUCUUCUUCCUAAGGACAGAAUAUACAGCAUAUGGUACAGGCUAAUACAAUUAGGAUAAAGAUUCUACUGGCCAUGUGCAGUGCUGUUGACAGUAUGCUGUGACAGACAGGUUGGAAGGCCGAACUCCUCAUUCAGUGGUAUAUAAUUUCCAAAUUUCCAGGGUUGUCUACUUUAUAGCACAUGCUUUCUUGAUAAGUAUGAAAGCUAGAUGAAGAUAAAGAGAAUUUUCAUAAAAACAAAUUAAUAAAGAAUUGUUAGUGAACUUUUUUUUUUUUUAGAAACCUAGAUUUUAUAUGAUUUUGUAUAAUAAGAAAUAAAUAGGUGGGGGGGAUAGUUUUUAUUUUUAUCACAGUAUUAUCAUUGCUGAGUUCUCCUCUUACAAAAAAAAAAUUGGAAAUUAGAUAUUGGUAGAAUAAUACAAAAGUAUUUUUUUACAUUUCUGUUCUCAGUUAUUUUAAAAGAAACACAGGAAAUUUAAAUUAAUCUGCAUUAUAUUAAUCUUGUACAUCCAUGUUGCAAAGAUAUAUGUAGUUCUCCUUGUGCAAAUGCAAAAGGGGUAUAUUAUGCAAUAUAUGUAUUUUUCCAGAAGUAAAAAGCAAAUCCUAA
Penaeus monodon (black tiger shrimp) is the source of this 5077-nucleotide messenger RNA. Its product is annotated as acid sphingomyelinase-like phosphodiesterase 3b. The record is from RefSeq and is a predicted model, not a curated record. Gene Ontology annotation, molecular function: hydrolase activity. The transcript is spliced from 7 exons. The coding region runs from base 156 to 1832 and encodes 558 amino acids. NCBI's taxonomy places the organism in Eukaryota, Metazoa, Arthropoda, Malacostraca, Decapoda, Penaeidae.